AUGGCCGAACGAAACGGACUGAUCGAUCGUAUCACAGACGCCGCGGCUGUGGCAGCUGCUGCAGCCGCUGGAUUUCCGUCCAGCAGCACGGAUGGUGGACUAGCGGAUCCGGUGAAUCGAGGAUCUCAUGUAUUUUUCGCGGCUGGUGAGCUUCCCCACAGUUUGGUGCGGUUCGAUGCGCACAGUAUUCCGACCAGUUUGACCUAUUUCACGGAAUCACAGUUAUUCAGUCCGAUCUCAUCUUUUCGGGAAAAAUCAAUGUUGGAAGAAGCAUGUGAACAACAAUCGCAACAACAACAGUCGCAACAACAACAGCACCAGCAAUCGCACCAAUCUGAGCAGUCAGCAGCCCAUCACCACGAUCAUUCCAUGACAAGCAUGGACUAUCAGCUGCAACCUAUGACCACCGGUCCUCUCACGGGAAGUCAUUUGACAGUUGGGUUAGUAGACAAUGCAACAUCGGCCAGUUAUCAGUACUAUUCUCAAUCCCAUCACACAGUGGGAUCAACAUAUGCGUCGGCCAUGCUUCCCCCGACCCAGUCUAUGCACGAGACCCAUGAAACGCAUGAAUCUCCGCACAGCUCAGCAAUCAACAUGUAUGAUUUACAACCGGCAGAAGUCGAUCCCAGUAUGUCCGCAUCGAAAGGGAUGUCAUGCGCAAUGCUCAGCUCCAGCCUAAUAGAAGUCGACACGUCACCCACCCCGGAGAAAACCGAACCGUCUGAGACGUUGGAUCCAGUCAGUCUCGGGGUGAGCUCACUGUGCCUGAUUUGUGGAGAUCGAGCAACCGCUGUUCAAAAUGAACGGGACAAAAUUAGCAAUCGACCAUUGGCGUUUGACUCGAUCACUUCCGGCCAGUCAUUGCUUGAUCUGCAACAGCUGCUGAAUGCAGAAAGUCGAGCGCAAAGUCUUAUUCAGAACAAACAGAAUAUCGGAUUGUUGUCCCGAUCCAGUCAGGAUGCAACCACUACAUCUUCAGACGACAUACCCACAGACCCAGGAGAAUCUACGCAACAGUUCGCGGAUGUCACGGACAUAUGUGACUCGAUCAAAACGCAGUUGAUGUUUCUCAUCGAGUGGGCUAAGAAUCUACCUAGCUUCGGCACCCUUAAAAUGAAUGAUCAAGUUGCACUGCUCCAAUCACAUGCUGGGGAAAUGCUGAUUUUGGGUGCAGUUUGGCGAUCUCUGUCCAAGACCAACUAUUCCCGCAUUUACAGUGAAGAAGCGAGAACCAGUAAUCCGAUUACUACAGCUACUCCAGGAAGUCGAGCUGUCGAAUGCUCUGGUCUCCAAUCGAAACCUCGGAGGAAGUCCAGUUCGAUACACUCGUCACAGCACACGCAGCUCCAAAAUACAAUGGGUUGGUCAUCUCUCCCAGAGACUGAAAUACGUCCCCAUUCCUCCAGUUCGCACACGUCCGAGUCAUCUCAGAACUCACCGUCACUGGCACAGUCGCAGCCACCGCAAGCAGCACUGUCGGUAUCUUCGUCUCUCACAGGACAACAACAACAAUCCGUGAUAACUCAAAUGAGUUCCACGCCUAAUCCGAUGGUACUGGAACCGGAGACGAUGAAGGCCACAGGGUUGAUGGCCCCGGAUCCCGGCUUCGAACAUCAGCCGCAAUUGAUUCUUCUGGGCAACAGUCGAAUCAUUUCAAGACAUAGUCCGCAACAGGAGAUAGCUGAUAUUGCCAACCAAAUACUGGAUCAGCUUUAUCAACCAAUGUUGGAAUUAUGUCUAGAGGAUGCCGAAAUCGCCUGUUUGCGAGCAAUUAUCUUUUUUGAUCCAAACUGUUCCAAUUUGAGCGAUCACGGACGUCACGUGGCUCGAGCCUGCCAGUAUCAGAUUCAAACCGAACUGAUGCAUUUGAUGAAUGACAAACUCUAUCUUCCACAAGGUCGUUUUGGCGCGCUACUUCUCCUACUGCCGGAUCUACGAUCCAUAACAUAUCGAAUGAUCGAUCGAUUACAAAUAGCCAAACAAAUGGGUCUGACCCGUUUAGACGGCCUUUUGUCAGAUAUAUUGUUGAGUGGUUACGAUCUGUCCGAACGUUGUACCGGUAAACCGAACGAGCCUCUUCAAACUACCGAACCCGAAGGCAUGACCGGUGAUAUACACCCCGGAGAGGAUAAAUUAGAGUACCCUGCCACGACCCUGACAUUAUACUCGAGAGGAUCCGCAGCCAUCAAUGUGCCAACUACUGGACUAAAUGAGCAAUCCGUAUGUGAAUAUACCAACACAAAUGUUGGCAUAAUUGUUCCAACGUCAACGCAGCGAUCCUCAUCCUCGGCUCGUACUACCCAAUCCGACCAGACCGGAUUGACUCGUCUAUUCGAUCGGGAUUUGGCACAAUCUGCUAUUCCGUCAGCAAUGUCAGGUGCGAGCCACACACCUUCACAAUCAACUACUAGAACUGGACUGAUGUCCGGCUCAACUGCGUUCGUGCCCUAUGUUCAACGUCAACCGACCGCCGCACAACAGAAUCCGGUUGAAAGUUACAUGAGCACCGCGGCCACCGCUCGACUUGGCUGGGCUGACUUUGGAUUCGGGCGUUCGCACAUGAGUGGAUCAAUGUUCGAUUACGCUUAUCAACACGCACCCGAUUCCGAACUGGUCCACUAUCCGGGCAGGCGAUUCAGUUCAGGCGAAUCCGAAUCUCGCCCGUCGUUCCUGUUACACGUGCCGCACGAGUCUUUUGAACAUUCCAUUGGUCCAUCCAGUUCCUUUGAUACGUCUUCCGCUCAAGUGAGUGGUUCCAUUCCACUUGACAUCACCAGCUAUGAAUCGGCUGGAUACUAUACCACGGGUCACGCUAGUUUGCAUCUAUCCCCAUCUAGUUCGAAUGAUCCGGUCGGGCGUUCAGGCUUGGCGUUUAUUCCCUCCUCAUGCACAGCCCCUGAGAUCACAUCUACAAACACUGCCAGUUCGGCCAGUCCGUCUGCCACUCGAGCGGAUCUUGUCCCUCGUCUGAUGGGGAACAUGUUUUCUCAUAUGUUUUCCGCAGAUUCUCAAAAUGAAGACACUCUCUAUCCAUUCUAUCACUCGAAUCCAUGA
Echinostoma caproni is the source of this 3054-nucleotide messenger RNA. Lineage: Eukaryota; Metazoa; Platyhelminthes; Trematoda; Plagiorchiida; Echinostomatidae. The record is from the annotation of a GenBank genome assembly.